AUGCGAGAUGGCAGAGAUAAGGCGGGUUCGCCGAAACCGAAACCCAAGGAUAGACUAACUCUUUACAAAGAAUAUAGACUGAUUGAAAGAAAGGAAACUGAAAUAAGCGGUUCGUGGAAAGGUACCCAUCUGCUUUUCUUCUUCUUAGCCUUUGUGUUCGGAUCGUUUUGCACAUUUUGCUUCCAUGUACUAAUGUAUUUGUUUGACGAGAAGUGCGUAUUGUUCCCAAAACUACUUUUGUUGAAGGAGCUACGUCAUAGCGUCUUAUAUGACUACAUACCAAAUGCAGGAUUAAUCGAAACGUUACCUGUGGACUUCGUGACUACUCACUGGAUGGAUAAAAGCACGUGCUACCUACCGACUUAUGUGCCCCUGAUAUCUGGUAUAUUUGGCCUUGUGUGGACAACUAUGUUUCUCAUGUUCUCGUCAGGUAGUAAAACGUUGGGAUUGCAACGCUCCUGGCGCCUGCUGCCGUACGUAAUCGUUUUUUCGGUGGCAAUGAGCUGUUUAUGCAUUUACACCUCGGCUGUUACCACCUCGGGCUUGUUGGAUCUCUGCGCGAAGCUUUCAGAAGUCACCGGCUCUGCAACGUGCUCAUACACCAUAAAUGUAGUCACACUGGCGUUCGAGAGACGCAUCCGGGGUGUGUUCCAAGCCAUCCAACUAACUAUUGUCUCCGCGUGGCUACACACUUGCUGUUGGGUACUGACGGCAGUCGUGGCUCUCGUUCGGGUCUUAUUUGUCAUCGACUUCAGACUCGUCUGCAUCAGCGCUAACCUCUGCGGCAAUAUUGAGAAAAUGCUCGAACGCCACGAAAAACAUAUACGAACUGUAUCCCCUGAGCAAGGCACAAAGGACAACUACACAAACACACGUAUGCACGCACAUAACUCGUGUGAUUCUAUUAAAGUACGAUUUACAAACAAAGAAUUUACUCAUGGAAGUGAACAAAUACUCCACUAUAUGUUUUCCAAUGCGCCUGAGUCAGUUUCAGCGUCGCGUGUACCUGAAGAGAAAGAGAAGCUACUUACAUCAGAGCUUCUAAGCCAACAUUCAAAAGAAUGCUCAUUUAUAAAAAAAAAUCUAUAUGAUGCACUGUACUCGGCAUUACGUAGUUCAUCAGAUGAUGAUGAUGAAGAUAAUGAUAACAUUGAGCCGUUAGACGUAACGGAGGAGGAGAGUAAUGAAGGUAAGAAAACAGUUGUGCGACAAUAUGGAAACCCAAGAUUGCAACAGGCUCCGCCUGCCGAUAGCACUCCCGACGACAGUCUAUCGAUCAUUCAAUCAAAAGAUUCAUGUCAAAAAAACAUCGAAUGGAAGGAAGUGUUUUCACGUAGACAUCACAUACAUGGAGCAGACUGGAUAAAAUCAAAGUCGAAAGAUAGUUCUAAGCGGAAAUAUGAAAAUACGCAAAAAAAAACAGAGCGAAUAGUGCUAAAUGCUAAAUCCGAUGAAACUAUGCUCUCAACAAUUACUUUAAAACCGAAAUCUAGAAAUCUCAUUGCAAGUGAGACAGAAAUACAGCAGAAAGUUCCGAUCGCACAAUCCGAAGUGGCGUCAAACCGUCGAGCAUCCUUUGAAUCUCUAUCUGCAAGAUUCAGAUUUGCGACUGGAUCGAAAGAAUCUGUAGCCUCGACAUCUCAAGAAAUGCAGUCAGCAGCUCUGGCAACAAACGACAAAACCAUUCCGCAGACUACAUCUUUUUCUAAACUUAAACGCUCACCUCGGCCAUCUCGUGUUUCACAUUCACAGGACCAGCAAUCUGGAGAUUUAACAAACGACGAUGAUGGAAGUUACCAUCCGCCGCUAUCGACCAAGGAUGAAGGAACACAAACACGGAAAAAAGAAAAACAAGAUUAA
This is a messenger RNA of Hyposmocoma kahamanoa, 1860 nucleotides long. RefSeq lists its product as uncharacterized. Lineage: Eukaryota; Metazoa; Arthropoda; Insecta; Lepidoptera; Cosmopterigidae. Bases 1 to 1860 code for a protein of 619 amino acids. The transcript has 6 exons. The record is from RefSeq and is a predicted model, not a curated record.